GGUUUGGAACCAGGGUUUUCUUGCUCUUCUAAGUGGUUCCUUUGUAUCCACCAUCUUGGUUAAAGCGUCGGACAUUCGCCUUUCGUCCUCUGAAUCUCGUAGACAAGACCUCACCACAAGAAGUGAGUGAGUAGGAUUUCCCUGAGUGUUUGUAUACAUGUGAUCAUGUGAGAGCGUUUCGAGAGGGAGAGCAGACUCUACCUACCAUCGACCACGCCAGGGCAUUUAGAGGCGUUUGGUCCCUUAAGAUUGUCAUUGGGUGUAGUUGGAAAUCUUAGAUAACGUAGAUUAAACUAGAUUGUAGAAAUGCUAACCUGUCUUUAUAUCCUGCUGCAUUCCCAUCUUAAUGUCAUUUUAUACAUCUUACUUUCUACUUACUUCCUUUCACUACCAUCGAUAUCGUAUUACUUCCAAGGUUUGGCGUGGUUUUAUCAAACAAAGCUAACAAUCAGUGGAUCGUUUACGAUAAUAAAAUAAUUUGUUUGUAAUAUCCCAACGGGUGGAAAACAGAAUUUAUGUGGUUUAGGAGCUUAGUGUAUUUCUUUUAAAGAAGCUGAUCAUCUGCGCAUCAUUCAUUUGAUUGUACCAUCGGUUUACUCCCGACAUCUAGUGGAGUUUUAGUCCGAUAGCUGACAAUUCCCAUCUACAAUUUUCAUAAAUCCUACUUUGUAUUUGUCUACCUGAAUCCGUCCGCAUUACUUCUAAAUUUCUUGCAGAAUGUCAGUGAGUCGAUAAAUGGGAAAGAAAAAGAUUAGCAACACACAGCCCUCGUGUGAUUUUUGUUUCAGUAAACAUGGUUUGGAGGAUCUGGAGUCAUCAUAUCCCACACUCAUAAAAGUUGCCGGAUGUAAUGAAUUGCCCUUACUGGAUUUAUCUUCAAUCCAAAUGGAUUUGGAGCAAAUUCUGGCUAGCGUAGUAGAGCGUGUUAUUUGCCUAAAAGCUGAGUCCAAAGGGAAGGGUUUACCUGUUAAUAUCAUUUCUUCACUAAAAUAUCAAAAAGGAAGCUGUGAGCCUGAAUCUAAUCAACAAUGUCUCUCGAAAUCUUCGUUGGUUGUUAAAGCUAAUCCUGACAAACCACUUACUUUAAUAAUAUCUCAGCGCUCAGGUCCUUGUCCGAAUUCUCAGUCAAUACUACCUGUUAUUUCUAGUGGACUUAGCAAGGCCAAACCUUCGGUGAGUGCAUUUGGCCUGCGACGGUCCAGCAGGUCGUCCGUUGAAGAAGCACCUGAGGCGAAUUCCCCCACAUCUGACAAGAAUCAGUUAUCUGCAAGUUAUGCUAUUCCAAAUAAAUUCUGGGAAUUAAUGGAACCAUAUUGUGCUGAAAUAACGGAGGCGAAUGUCAGUUACUUAGAAAGCCUUAUCCGAUCAUAUCAGCAUUUGGAAUCAAUUUACUUUCAUUUGCCUGUACUCAAACAAAGUGAAUCGUGUAAAAAUGAAACCAGCGAAGCACCAGCUUGCAAAAGACUUAGACGUGGUUCUUCUCAAAUUUUUCAACAGGCCACUACAGACGAAUCAUUGUGUUCAUUGAAUAACUGUAAUUCGUCCAUGUCCUCAUCUCAAUUGCUCAAUGUAACCAAAUACUUGGAAACAGAGCUCAAAAAACCAGUCCCUGAAUCUUCUAUGUUAAGUAAAAUAUCUCAAUCCCUUUUGGAAUCUUGUUAUCAAGACGAUAUACUGUCAAAUUUUAGUGGAAAAUUAAAUUUCACAACAAAUCAAGUAAAAGAUAAUGAAGUUGAAGAUAAUCAAUCAGGAUGUACUGAUCCUAGUAGUUCCGAUUAUGGAACUAUAUCAUCUGAAGCUCUCCAUGUCAACAUAUAUAACAAUAACACCAAUUCGUCAAACGCAUUGAUAAAUUCACAAGUGACGAAUUAUCCGUCAUCAGGAUCUACGAUAACAAAUCACAAUUUCUUAAUCGAUCCACACUUGCUUACUUCACGCGCUAGUGAACCACUUAAAAGUAUAGCUAAACAAUUACGUGUCAGUUCAUCAUAUCGAGUAGAAAAAAAGAUUGCACAGGCGAUUGAUGAACUGGGCUUGUUUCCCCUUAGUGUUUUACAUCCAAAAGUCUCACCUUUGGUUGAAUCUAAAGAAGAUUGCAAUCCUCACAAUAUAUCUUCCAGCGCAGUAUGUCAUGAUACUGUUUCUCAUUCAACAAAGUUAAUUAUCCGAAAAAAUAAAGUUACUUCAUCAAAUUCAGUGAAAUCAAGUCCAUUGAAACAUUCAGAUGAAGUUCAAGAUACUCUUGAGAAAAAUCAUGUUUUCAAAAAACGGCGAGUGAAUAAUGACAAAUCAUUAUCUCCUUUACCUGAACAUCACAAAAAUACAUCAUGUGAACCAAAUCCAACAGAUAUUGAACAUUCCACGGAAUUAUCAUUGUUACCUGUGAAAAUGGAAAAUAUCAAUCCGAUUAUCGAUAACAAUAAUGAUAAUAAUAAUAAUGGCCGAAUUAAAUCUACAUGUUAUUUAAAAAAAUUAAAACGAAAGAAUUUAAAAAUGUCAAAAUCGUUAUGUUAUAAAAAUAAAUUACGAAACACUGUGAAUAGCAAUAGUACACAUAAUGAAAUUCUGUACAAUGGAGUAACUCCUAGUUUGGAUGAUUCAAUUGAAUCAAACAAAUCGGAUUGCAUUCCUAACUCUCAUCCUGAUCCAAAUCUUCCUACCAUCGACACUGAAUAUUUUAGUGACCUAGAUAAUCCUCCAGGAAAACACGAUCCACAUAUUAAUGUCAGUCCACGCAGUCGUAAUGGUUUCACUACUCAAUUGUCGACGGAAAAUGAAAAGCGACCAAUUGAUCCAACAAGUCCUAAACAAAUCCACCAUUCUCUAAGGCAUAAUCGUUUUUCACCGAACAAUUUAUCUGGAUCUCAUUGUAAUACGGACAGUAAUCCUCUAUAUGGGUCGUUAGAAAAUCAUGAACCAGUUCUCGUAAAUGGUGAUUUAUCACUAUCUGAAUUUCACAGUGAAAAAUUGACGGAAAAUGAUAGAUUAGGUGAUAAACCGAAUUCGAAUUGUAAUACUUUUGAGGGGGAUUGUGAAACAGCUCAGGUAUUAGAUUCCAACUUACACAGUUCCUUGAACCAAAAUAAUGAACAAUUUACUUCUCCACUUCAAAAUGGUCAACUCAAAUUCAAAAUAGAUUCCGACUGGGCAGAAAGGACAAAUAAAACAAAUGAUUUAACAGGGAAAAGUAGUCAUGAAGCUUCUCCUAUAAUCCAGCAUAACGAUUCAAAGUCACUGGACUGUGGUAUCAACACAGUGAUUCAAAAUCAUAUGUUCUUUAGUCAAGAUACUCCAUCAACAGCAACUACACAGUAUGGAUCUGGUGCUGUUGAUGAUAUUGGCUGGGCUAUUGUUCAACGUCAACGGGAGUUGAGAUUGUUAUGCACGGCAAACCAUCGAAUGCUUCGACGACUCGUACAGGCAGCUAGAAGAGAUAUGCAACGCCAAGAAAUACAAAGGCGUCUAGCGAUCGCAGACGCUGAUGUUAUUGAAGCUUAUAAUAAACUAGAAAGUUAUCGUCCGCAUCGUAAACCUCCAUUGAAACGUGAUCGUGAUAUCUCAUGGAAAGCAUUGAAAGAACGUCGUAAAAUACUCAAAGAAUUAGAAGCUUUUGAUGCUAAAUCUCCUUAAAAUUGUGAUGAUAAAAUUAAUUCAACCUUUAAAAGUUUAAAUCCACUUUGUACAUAAUUUAAACUCUAUGUUCAUUCUUUAUUGUUUCUUAAAAAAUAGAAAUAUUAUUAAUUGUAAUAUAUUUUAUUGCUUAUCUUAUCAUAUAGUAAUUGGGAAAAUGUGUUUUUUCCCUUUAAUGUUAUGUAGAAUCUCACAUCAAUAUUAAUAAAUAGUUUUGUAUACUUUAAAACAAUCUGUUUUCUGUUCUUGUUUAUUUUCUGCUUGGUUUCCACUUUUUCCAAUCAAUGCUUUAUAUAAUUUUCUCAUUGGUUUUUUGUAUUAUGUAUGUAUGUAUCUAUUUUUUUACUCUUAUGUAAGUUUUUUUGUUCUUCUUGCUGUACAUAAAUUUAUCGGGUUUCUAUUCAGUUCGUUUUUUCUACAAUUAACUAACUGUAUACCAUGAUGCUCAGCAUUUUGUUCGAUAUCGUUUUAUGAGUUCAUUGUUUUCUUUAAUGAAACAACAGUCUUUCUACAACCUUUACUAUAUAUAUAAUGAUUAUUACUACUACCACAUUUGUUUAAUGUAUUCAUUUAUUAUAAGCAGUAGAUUUCAAAUAUACUAUCUACUGACUAA
Molecule: messenger RNA, 4243 nt
Organism: Schistosoma mattheei
Lineage: Eukaryota; Metazoa; Platyhelminthes; Trematoda; Strigeidida; Schistosomatidae
Source: the annotation of a GenBank genome assembly